This is a messenger RNA of Acomys russatus (golden spiny mouse), 2225 nucleotides long. It is a transcript of the gene Fam117a, whose product is annotated as family with sequence similarity 117 member A. The coding region runs from base 1 to 1350 and encodes 449 amino acids. NCBI's taxonomy places the organism in Eukaryota, Metazoa, Chordata, Mammalia, Rodentia, Muridae. The record is from RefSeq and is a predicted model, not a curated record. The transcript has 8 exons.
AUGUCCGGGGCCGCAGCGGGCGGCAGAGGCGGAGGUUCCUGGGGUCCGGGGCGCGGAGGGGCUGGGGGUCUCCGGCGGGGCUGCUCUCCACCGGCGCCCGCUGGCUCCCCCCGGGCCGGGCUGCAGCCACUCAGGGCUACAGUCCCCUUCCAGCUGCAGCAGCCGCACCAGCGCCGGGACGGGGGUGGUCGUGCAGCCAGUGUCCCGUGUUCGGUGGCUCCAGAAAAGUCAGUGUGUAGGCCUCAGCCACCCCAGGUCCGACGUACAUUCUCCCUGGACACCGUCCUCAGUUCCUACCUUCUGGGCCAGUGGCCACGAGAUGCUGACGGGUCCUUCACCUGCUGUACCAAUGACAAGGCCACCCAGACACCCCUCUCCUGGCAAGAGCCAGAAAGUGAGCGGGCCACGUUCUGCAUGCACAAGCGCUCAGCAUCAUGGGGGAGCACAGACCACCGAAAGGAGAUCACCAAGUUGAAGCAACAGCUGCAGAGGACAAAGCUGAGCCGCAGUGGGAAGGAGAAGGAGCGGAGCUCCCCUGUCCAAGGGGACCAUGCUGUCCGCGGAGCAGUGAGGGCACCCCUUCCCAGCUUCCCGCCGGGAUCCCCUGUCCUGCGACUCAGCCCUUGUCUACACAGAAGCCUAGAAGGGCUCAACCAGGAGCUGGAAGAGGUGUUUGUGAAGGAGCCGGGCGACGAGGAGCUGCUGAGGAUUCUUGAGGUCCCUGAUGGGCACCGUGCCCCAGCUCCUCCACAGAAUAGCAGCUGUGACCACCCCCUCCUCCUCCUGGAGCCAGGCAACUUGACCAGCUCUCCUUCCAUGCCACUGGCAUCCCCCCAGGCCAGCCGAGAGGCGCACCGGGAUGCCACUGAGGAGCUGGCAUCCAUUCCCAGUAACAAAGCCUCCUCUCCAGGCCACCCAGCCUUCCCGGAAGAUGGCAGUCCAUCUCCGGUCCUUGCCUUCGCUGCCUCCCCUCGGCCCAAUCACAGCUAUGUCUUCAAACGGGAGCCCCCAGAAGGCUGUGAGAGAGUGCCUGUGUUUGAAGAGGCCACGUCCCCAGGUCCUGACUUGGCCUUCUCGACUUCCUGUCCUGACAAGAACAAAGUCCAUUUCAACCCGACUGGCUCUGCCUUCUGCCCUGUCAACUUGAUCAAGCCCCUCUUCCCCAACAUGGGCUUCAUCUUCCGUAACUGCCCCGCCAGCCCCAGCUCUCCUCUUCCCCCUGCCAGCCCCAGGGCACCACCUCGGAAGGAUCCAGAAGCUUCCAAGGCCUCCUCACUGCCCUUUGAGCCAUGGCAGCGCAGCCCACCAUCAGAAGAGUCUGUGCUUUUCCAGAGCUCCUUGGUGGUGUGAAUCACCCACCCACCCACACACACACACACUUUACCAUGGAGACUAGUGCCUUGGUGGCAAGCUUCUCAUUAGCUUCCGGAGCUGGGGGAUAGGGGAGCCCUUCCCUCUUGGCCUUUGAGCACUUUCAUUUAUUGUGUCAAAGCCCCAUGUCCUUUGGUGGACAUCAGCCCUCCAAAAGGGAGGGCUUACCUUUUCCACUAGUGGCUAGGCAGCUCACUACGCACACUGUGUACCUGCAGCUCCCCGCACUCGAUAGAAGGUUUUGAGUCUUCUAGUCUAGGGCGUGAGUUCAGAUGACUUACAGGAGGCUCUUGUGGUGGAACAAGUUGGCUGUGACUGAGAGAGGAGAUGCUACAGGCUUCCUCACAGCUCCACCUCUAGAGACACAGCGGAGCAGAGCAGAUGCCUCCCUCCCUGAGGAGCUGACCAGAAUGGUCCUCAGGGCCAGAACACUUGACCAAUCAGCUGUUGGCAGGGGACCAUGAGAUUUCCCAAGUGGCAUUUUCAUCUCACUUUUACCCUGACUAAAGAUUGUCUUAAACAGCAUCCCAGCCCAAAGUGGAUAGUGGGAAGAGGGAGAGCUGGCGUUCCUUCAGGGGGCAUGUAGCAGCUCCAUACCUUCCACCUGCCCCAGGGUUGGGUUGGGUUAGAAAAAUGCCUAUUUUUCUUGUAUUAAUGUAGAAACUCUAUUUUCUCCCAAAGACACUAUUUUUGCAGCUAUUUGAAGUUUGUAUAUUUUCCGUACUGCAAAGCUUACACAAAAUUGAAGAAUGUUAAUGUUCAAGUUUUCUUAUCUUGUGUUUAGAGGGUUUUUGUUGUUGUUGUUGUUUUUCAGAUCUUGAUGUUUAUAGAUCAAAUAAAUAAAUAUUCCAGCA